Molecule: messenger RNA, 381 nt
Organism: Lotus japonicus
Lineage: Eukaryota; Viridiplantae; Streptophyta; Magnoliopsida; Fabales; Fabaceae
Exons: 3
Coding region: 1-381 (126 amino acids)
Molecular function (GO): zinc ion binding
Source: RefSeq, a predicted model, not a curated record
AUGCGAGCACCUCCAAGGGAAGGGUGGAAGGAAAUGGAGGAGGAAGGGGGUCCGUUGUGCGAUUGUGGUUUUGAGGCUCCUGCUGUUACAUCCUGGACUGGUGAGAACCCUGGGCGAAAAUUUUAUGGUUGUGGACUGUUCAAGAUUCAUGGCAAGAGAGUAUGCAGGUUCUUUGUAUGGUAUGAUGAAUAUCAUGGACUAGGAAAAUAUGACAAGUCUGAUGAAGAAAAUGCAAGGGAGAAGAAAAUUAUUGGUUCACUGUUGAGGAAGAUUGAUGCUAUGAAGAAGAAGGAAAGGCUUUUGGAGAUUUCAUUGGGGACUUGUAUUGUUUUGAUCAUGACUUUGAUCAUUCUGUUGGUUUUUGCUGUUGUAUUCAAAUAG